AAGUGGACAAGAAAAGCAAUUCGCUGUCGUCCUGCAAGCUCUUGAUUUAUCUGAGCCUGUGCAUCAAGUUCCUGGCUUGACGAUCAGACCGGGCCAGGAUGUAUGUCGUCACUUCAAAAGGGGGUGGCGUGGUCCUCAUGAUUGCGGCACUUAUCCUGCUGGGAACUUGGCCCGCACUGUUCAACCUUCUCGAGCGACGCGGGCGGAAACCCCAGCAUACAUUUAUGGACUACUGCAUCUUCAACUACUUGGUUGCCAUCAUCAUUGCCCUGACCCUUGGUCAGAUCGGCUAUUCAACAGAAGAGACGCCAAACUUCAUCCCACAGCUCCACCAGGACAAUGGGCCCUCGGUUGGAUUUGCUGUGGCUGGAGGCAUUCUCCUCUGCCUGGGCAAUAUUGGCACACAGUAUGCGUUGGCAUAUACAAAUCUGUCCAUCACAGAGGUCGUUGGAUCCUCUCUCACAGUGGUCGGCGGCACCAUCCUGAAUUACUUCUUGGAUGGGCGCAUCAACAGGGCCGAGAUCCUGUUUCCGGGUGUGGCGUGCUUUCUGAUUGCCGCCAUCACAGGGCUGUUUGUGCAUGCCUCGAAUAUGGACGACCACAAUACCAAAAUGGGGAGGAAGUCCUCAAAGGGCUGGCUCAGCAAGGGUGUCGGCGUGGACCUUGAGAAGGCAGGCGCCAAAAGUGAGGGCAGCAGCGCUCGCGGCAGCGCUCAGUUUCUGGCCGAUGUCGAGAGCAGGCGCUCCAUCAAGGUCGUGGGCAACAGUGUCCUCAUUGGCGUCUUCAUUCUGUGCUUCAAUGGCACCUGCUACGCCCUGUUCAGUCCCGCCUUCAAUUUGGCCACAAAUGAUCAGUGGAAUCGGCUGCCAGAGGGUGUUCCCCAUCUGGUCAUCUACACUGCCUUCUUCUACUUCUCGACCAGCUUCUUCAUCUUCUCCCUGAUUGUGAACACGGUGUUCUUGUACUUCCCCAUCCUGGGCGCGCCAAAGUCCUCCCUGCCCGAGUACUUCAAGGACAUGAAUGGCCGUUUGUGGGCGGUGCUGGCCGGCAUCAUCUGCGGCCUCGGCAACAGUUUCCAAUUUAUGGGAGGCCAGGCCGCUGGAUAUGCUGCAGCUGACUCUGUGCAGGCCCUUCCUCUGGUGAGCACCAUCUGGGGAGUAGUCCUCUUUGGAGAGUACUUCAGGUCAUCCAAGCGGACCUACAUCCUGCUGGCUGGCAUGCUCUUCAUGUUUGCUGUGGCUGUGGGGCUCCUGAUGGGCUCUGCAGGCACGCGCAAUGAGUGA
This is a messenger RNA of Coccomyxa subellipsoidea C-169, 1283 nucleotides long. RefSeq names its product putative ureide permease 2. Gene Ontology annotation, biological process: nitrogen compound transport. The transcript is spliced from 13 exons. NCBI's taxonomy places the organism in Eukaryota, Viridiplantae, Chlorophyta, Trebouxiophyceae, Coccomyxaceae. Gene Ontology annotation, cellular component: membrane. Gene Ontology annotation, molecular function: uracil:monoatomic cation symporter activity; allantoin:proton symporter activity. The record is from RefSeq and is a predicted model, not a curated record. The coding region runs from base 99 to 1283 and encodes 394 amino acids.